ACGGGUAGUAUUACUGGACAGUACACCUGCGGCACGCUGUUUCUGCUGUGUUUACAGUGCUGUAAAUGUGGAGAGGAUCUGGAUGUUCUGCUGUAUCUAGAACCCAGGUUCUGAUCGGUCAGCAGUGAUGGGGGAUGUGAAGGUGAAGAAGGAGAAUCCGGAUCCGGUGGAUAUUGAGAACAGGAUUAAGGAGCUCUGUCAGCAGUUUCCUCAUGGCAUCACUGAUCAGGUGAUCCAGAAUGACCUGCCUCAUGUGGAGCCCCAGCAGCGGGCCAUGGCCAUCAACCGGCUGCUGUCUGUGGGCCAACUCGAUCUUCUCAGAAACAGCAAUGGCUUGUUGUACAGGCUGAAGGAUGUCCAGUUGGCAAGUAAAAUGAAGGGCUCUGACAACCAAGAGAAGCUGGUUUACCAGAUUAUUGAGGAUGCUGGGAAUAAAGGAAUCUGGAGCAGGGAUAUCCGGUACAAGAGCAACCUGCCUCUGACUGAAAUCAACAAAAUUUUAAAGAACCUUGAGAGCAAGAAGCUCAUAAAAGCGGUCAAGUCUGUCGCAGCUUCUAAGAAGAAGGUCUACAUGCUGUAUAACCUGCAGCCAGACCGCUCGAUUACAGGGGGAGCGUGGUACAGUGAUCAGGACUUCGAGUCGGAGUUUGUGGAGGUUCUCAACCAGCAGUGCUUCAAAUUCUUACAAAGCAAGGCGGAGGCAGCUAGAGACAGUAAGCAGAGUCCGAUGGUGCAGAGGAACAGCUCCUUCGCUACGUCUCACGAAGUGUGGAAAUAUAUCUGUGAGCUCGGCAUCAGCAAGGUGGAUUUGUCUAUGGAGGACAUCGAGACCAUCCUGAACACACUGAUCUACGAUGGAAAGGUGGAGAUGACCAUCAUUGCUGCUAAGGAAGGGACGGUCGGGUGUGUGGACGGACAGAUGAAGCUUUACAGGGGAGUGAACCCCAUCAUCCAGCCCACAGGCCUGGUCAAAACACCCUGCGGACUCUGUCCGGUGUUUGAUGACUGCCAUGAAGGUGGGGAAAUCUCACCCUCAACCUGCAUCUACAUGGCAGAGUGGCUGGAUUUCUGACCUGCAGCCAUGAACUUUCCUUUCCUUUUGUUAUUUCAGGGUAUUUUUCCUCUGUGGAGAAAGUGCCAUGUACAUUUUUUGCAAUGAUUUAAUGUAACAUAAGAUGUUUUUAUUUAUGCUGGACUGUAAUAGCUGUGAUUAUUAUUGAACUGAAAUACCGGCAGUUCUCCAGGGCUCUAGAUGCCUCCAUUUCUAUGAAGAACCUCCCCUCCUCUUCCCCUCAGGACCAGAUAAUAAAAAAAAUCACGGAUAGAACAUUGAAUUAAAAAAGAGAUGAGAUCAUUUUGAGGUAAUGUUUAGUGAAAGAUGUUGUUAAUAACUCCAGCCCCUUCACUGUGCCACACAGUGUCCAUAACUCUCAAUUCCAUCUGUGGAUUUUUCUUUUUAUUACGAUUUGUUUGUUCUUGAACUUCGUGUCACGAAGAACAUGCAGAAGAUCUCAGUUCUAUUUUGUUUUGAAAAACUGAUGCGUUUAAAUUGAGUUAAAUUGAGCUGAGAUGUGGAAUUUCUGGUGGUGUGAAUAAAGAGUGGAACAAAA
Messenger RNA from Astyanax mexicanus (Mexican tetra), 1610 nucleotides. It is a transcript of the gene polr3f, whose product is annotated as polymerase (RNA) III (DNA directed) polypeptide F. The transcript is spliced from 9 exons. Gene Ontology annotation, cellular component: RNA polymerase III complex. The record is from RefSeq and is a predicted model, not a curated record. Bases 128 to 1072 code for a protein of 314 amino acids. Gene Ontology annotation, biological process: transcription by RNA polymerase III. NCBI's taxonomy places the organism in Eukaryota, Metazoa, Chordata, Actinopteri, Characiformes, Acestrorhamphidae.